Molecule: messenger RNA, 1308 nt
Organism: Heterobasidion irregulare TC 32-1
Lineage: Eukaryota; Fungi; Basidiomycota; Agaricomycetes; Russulales; Bondarzewiaceae
Exons: 1
Coding region: 1-1308 (435 amino acids)
Source: RefSeq, a predicted model, not a curated record
AUGUCCUGUUCAUAUCGCAAGCUCUCAACCUCUCCGCAACUGCCUGCGCUUCCUCUGACGCCUCUUCAGCGAGAAGAUGGCAUGUUUGUCUCUACGCCACCGAGUGCCACACAACAACCUCCAAACUCUCUUGCGCAACACAAUAUCAAAAUCCGAGACUUCGCAUAUGAGAGUGUAUUGCCCCCAAUCCCCUCAAUCCCUCGAUUUCGUCCUCUACAAGCAGGGCCAAGGCCCUUGAAGCGUCACAAACGAUCUCAUGAGCCGGAUACGGAUGAUGAUCCCUUUCUGGGAGGAGAGGCUCGUCCUUAUACAUCGUUUGAACUAGUUGGUAUCGGAGGCAUACCAGGAGACAGACAGACAAACCCACAGAAGGCAAGGAAUCUGGAACACAAACUUACUGAACCAAUCGUAAACCCAGAACAACCUCAAAAUACAUUAGCACGCGCCACAGCAUACAUCGAUCUAUCGCGUCAUAUUAGUAUCAGUCCAUCCGGAGGAGUAUCAAAUCCAAGCACGCCCCCUACUUACAGGCGAAGCGCUGUUCCUUUCAAUCUCUCGCCUAUUCCUGGGCUGCUUUACCAGGGACAAUCCGAAGUCAUAGGAUCUCACGACGACUCCACAUCUUCCCAACCUCUUCUUGUCGGCGAUUCCCAAGAAAGUGAGACUCUGGUUGACACCCCCCUUGCCACCCCAAAUGGGUCGCUGCAUUUUCCGAGCACAGACAGGAUCAUGGUGGCAACAUCACAAUCGCAAACAGACUCGCAGCUCUUCCAAGAGGACGUCACUUACUCCCAACUCGGCCUUUCCCUGCCAUUUUCGCAGCCUGACUUCUCGCAGACGGACUCGCCGGAGGUCGUCCAUAGUGCGGCCUCUCAUACGAAUGGUCAUCUGUCGUCGCCUUCUCGGAAAUCCCGCUCAAACACCCCCUUAUCCUCUUCCCCCAGUCCCUGUAAAAACGCGGCGACACUUGUUCUUGGCGCCAUACCCGUUGUUAACCCCUCUUCGCCGAGCCAAUCGACUUCUGCUCCUUACGAUAAUGCAACAUCGCCCGCCCGCUAUUUUCUUCGCAAUCGCCCAGCGCCUUCUCACCAGGGUCCCCUCAGCUCCAAGUCAUCUCAAUCUAGCUCCUCAGCUUCGAAUGCAAAACCAACGCGUAAUAGCAUUCCUAGCCAUCGCCGACCCGCUUCUGUGUCGCGCCAAUCGGCUCACUCAAGAAGUCCUAAGAAUUUGACCAAGGAUUCGCUGCGAGCCAAACCUAUCAAGAAAAACGCAGCUCUCAAAACGGCGGAAGUCACUCGUAAAGCCUGA